AGAUCCUAAACAACCAAGAAAAGGAAAAAUGGACAACCGACGUCACCAAGUUUCAUUGGGAAAUUUUAGUUUAAUCGACUCACAACUAUCACGGAUGCGACAACGCUUCAGCGAUGAAAUGCUACGAAUGGACAACGAAAUGGACCGGCUAAUGUCAUCGGGAACGGAACGAUUCUUUAAUAAUGAUUCAGUAUUGAUAACCAACGAUGGCAAUCAGAAGGCAAUAAAAUUAACCUUUGAUGUCAGUCAAUACCGUCCCGAAGAAGUAUCGGUGGAAACAACCGAUGAAAAAAUAAUUGUUCGAGCCAAACACGAGGAAAGGUCUAAUAACAAGAACAUUUUCAUGGAAUAUCAUCGGGAGAUGUCGCUUCCAGCCGGUACCGAUCCGGCAUCCAUUAACAUUACAAUUAGUAAUGAUGGUGUAUUGGUCGCAACAGUACCAUGUACCGGUCAAUUAACCUCUGCGACGACAGCUGCUAUCGGUAAUUAGAUGGACUCAGUUAUUUUACAUUCGAAAUUUUACUGUCUUCUAUCGAAUUAAAAUGCAUUUUUGCAAUCAUUUAUCAAUGUGAUGCUUAAGUUUCAUAGACGAGCU
This is a messenger RNA of Bradysia coprophila, 595 nucleotides long. Its product is annotated as heat shock protein 27-like. Gene Ontology annotation, cellular component: cytoplasm; nucleus. Gene Ontology annotation, biological process: protein refolding; response to heat. NCBI's taxonomy places the organism in Eukaryota, Metazoa, Arthropoda, Insecta, Diptera, Sciaridae. The record is from RefSeq and is a predicted model, not a curated record.